GAGAGGUGUUCACUUCAUAAGCACUGAGGAACUCUUGGACAAUUUUAUGGGAAGUGGGAGAGAUUGUCUUCACAUCACAGAAGAUGAGUGGAUCGGACUGAAACGUGGAUUUAAAAGUCAGUUUCCGAGUUGAUUCGGAAUUUCUAACCCGGCGAGGAUGAAGAAAUGUAAAGGCUACCCGUGCCUUCUGAUGUUGAGGAUGACGGUGUGCUUUAUCUGGGAAUCAGACUAAAACAAGAGGCAGAAGUGUUUGGUUCAGAGAUGCCUCAGUUCGGCUGAUGCGGACGGACGAGGGAAGAGAAGACAGCAAAUUUCAGUCCUGGGAGAAGACAGGUAUAAAUCAAGGUAGGAUUCCAGCACAAGGAUCCCUCGUAACCUCUGGGCUAUGGCUGACUAAAAUGCAACUUUCCAAGUGGUCAAUCGCACGCUGGAACUCCGUGGUCAGCCUUUUCGCUAUGAUCCAGCAGGCGGAGGUGUCGGGACCAUGAGCGUGGGGAGAAUCAACCGCUACAGCAUCGUGUCAUCCGAGGAAGAGGGCCUCCGCCUGACGACCAUGCAUGGCAUGAACGGUUUUGGCAAUGGCAAGAUCCACACGCGCCGCAAGUGCCGCAGCCGCUUCGUCAAAAAGAACGGCCAGUGCAACGUGCAGUUUGCCAACAUGGAUGACAAGUCCCAGCGCUACAUGGCUGACAUAUUCACCACCUGUGUGGAUAUCCGCUGGCGGUGGAUGCUGGUGGUCUUCACCCUGGUGUUCGUGGUUUCUUGGCUAGCUUUCGGUUUGGCCUUCUGGGUCAUCGCCUUGCUACACGGGGAUUUGGAUAACCCAGCGGGUGAUGACAACUUCACUCCAUGCGUCCUGCAAGUCAACGGAUUUGUGGCUGCCUUCCUAUUCUCCAUUGAAACGCAGUCCACUAUUGGCUACGGCUACCGUUGUGUCACUGAGGAGUGCCCAGUCGCGGUUUUCAUGGUGGUUUUCCAGUCUAUCGUGGGUUGCAUCAUUGACUGCUUCAUGAUCGGCGCCAUCAUGGCCAAGAUGGCGAGGCCUAAGAAACGAGCGCAAACGCUGCUGUUUAGCCACAAUGCUGUCAUUGCUAUGCGGGACGGGAAACUAUGUCUCAUGUGGCGGGUGGGAAACCUUCGCAAGAGCCAUAUUGUCGAGGCCCACGUCAGGGCGCAGCUCAUUAAGCCUCGGAUCACCGACGAAGGGGAGUAUAUUCCUCUGGACCAAAUAGACAUCAACGUGGGUUUUGACAAAGGUCUGGACAGGAUUUUCUUGGUUUCGCCUAUAACGAUUCUCCAUGAAAUAGACGAGGAGAGCCCCCUUUUUGGGAUAGGCAAGCAGGACCUGGAGUCCUCUGAUUUUGAGAUCGUGGUCAUCUUGGAAGGCAUGGUGGAAGCAACAGCCAUGACCACCCAGGCUCGCAGUUCGUACUUAUCCUCUGAGAUCCUUUGGGGGCACAGGUUCGAGCCUGUCCUGUUUGAGGAGAAGAACCUCUACAAGGUGGAUUACGCCCACUUUCACAAAACCUACGAGGUGCCGUCCACCCCCCGCUGCAGUGCCAAGGACAUGUUGGAGAACAAGUUCCUGGUUCCCACUUCUAACUCCUUCUGCUACGAAAACGAGCUGGCUUUCCUCAACCGCGACGAAGAGGAGGACGACGGAGGCGGAGGGAGUCGAGCGCUGGCAAACCUCAGUCCUGACCGGAAUAGUCGACAUGAGUUUGAACGCUUGCAGGCCACCAGAACUCUGGAUCAAAGGUCUUAUCGGAGAGAGUCGGAAAUAUGACCACAACCUUAGAGUCUGAGACAAAGUGCCAUAGGAAUAUUUGACUCCUGGAAAAGGGUCUAACCUGGAUUUUCAGCUUCCAAAAUCAUGGUUAACUCAUUGGCUGCCAUUGACCUUAACAUACUUCCAAUCCAUUUGAAGUGGUUGGAUUAGCAGCGAAAUAACAAAUGUUUUUUCAGUGCCAACCUUCCCAGCUCAAACUGACUGGACGUCUACUAGUGACAAACUAAAUUCACAGCAGAAGGGUGAAAAGAGCUAUAUAAUUGCACAUCUAUUAAUCACUACAGAUCUAGCUAGCAUAGAUCAGGCUAAUGUCAGAUUUUAGCAAUGUUUGCCAAUCUCGUAGCCAAAGUGAAUUGUUAAGACAAAGUCGAAUUGUAUCGAGACUUAAAAAUUGUCCAAAUCCUCAUUUUCGAGCCUAUAAAUAUUUUCCUAUUAGACCGCCGGGAGGGACGUCUCAAAUUCUCGCUUACUUUGUUGUUCUUCUUCUUGGGGAGGACACCAACUAAAGUUGCUAAUUCCUGGUUUGUCGCUAGUAGACGUCAAAUUCACUGGAAGGGCUGGCAGCAAAUGAGCCCUCCCAGCACAAAUGGAUUGUCAUCUAUUAUUGCCGAUGGCAGUCAAUGAGUUAAUUUAAAAAAACAAAACAAAAACACACAUACAUAGUAUCAAGUGAUCAACAGCAAAAUACUGGCUGGAAAUUGGAGACCCCUGGUAUAGAGGAAGACCUUCCUUCAUGGAAACUUGAAUCUUUUUCACAUGGUCACUUUGAGUGUUUUAACAAUACUGCAGAGCUACGACAGAUAGACAUUGUAUUUCAGAUGUAAAUACAUUUUUUUUUUUGUUACGGUAUAGUUUGUGUGCUGUCUCUUCUGAAAGUAGAAAGCUACGUCUACUUGUUCGUGAGCACAGUAUUGUUUGCUAAAUUUGCUGGACAUGGAGUUCAGUGGCACAAAAAAUUUAAAUGCAAUGAGCCAUAAUGAAACACCUCUUUCCCAUCAAAAUAAGCACCUUAACUUAAACAAAUAAUGUAUAUAAUAUUAGCCAUUAUAUAUAUUUUUUCAUUUGAAGUUUCACAACAACUAAAAGUACAGCUUUGUCGCUCCUCAACUAUUACAGGGUUUCCCCCAGAAAAAUUGCAAAGUCCAGAGAAGCCCACAACAGCCUACCAUGUUUUUGGAAAAAGCAAUCAAUAAAUAAAAUAAAUGGAUUUUAAAAAUCAUGCCUAUUAUGCAUCAUUAUAAGCCAUUAAUUAACAAUACUUUGACAGAGUCUUAAAAAUACCAGUCUUGAAAGAGAUUUUUUAAAAAAAAAAGGUUUGUUCACAUGACCAUGAGAUGUCGCCAUUUAGCUUUCAACCGUAUUAACAGACGUGGUUAAAUGCGGUUAAAUAUGUAUUGCUUACUAUACUUUCUUUUGUAGCACCGUUUUAGCCCGGUGGCCCACUAGGCUUAUAAAGCACUGGGGGAAGCCCUGAAUUAAUCUAUGCAUAUUUUUCCACUUGGUCAGGCAUUAGAUACAAUUACAUUAAAAAAAAAAAAAAAAAAACAACAAAAAAAAUUCUUUCGUAGUACAGUGAUCCCUCGUUUUUCGCGGUUGAUGGGGACCAGAAUCCGCUGCGAUAAGUGAAAAACCCGCGAAGUAGCGCAUUUUGUGUGUUCACUGCAUUUAUUU
This is a messenger RNA of Corythoichthys intestinalis (scribbled pipefish), 3460 nucleotides long. It is a transcript of the gene kcnj12a, whose product is annotated as potassium inwardly rectifying channel subfamily J member 12a. Gene Ontology annotation, molecular function: inward rectifier potassium channel activity. Lineage: Eukaryota; Metazoa; Chordata; Actinopteri; Syngnathiformes; Syngnathidae. The coding region runs from base 485 to 1786 and encodes 433 amino acids. Gene Ontology annotation, cellular component: plasma membrane. The transcript has 2 exons. The record is from RefSeq and is a predicted model, not a curated record. Gene Ontology annotation, biological process: potassium ion import across plasma membrane; regulation of monoatomic ion transmembrane transport.